AAAAUGUCGAUAUCGCAUGAUAAAAGCAAAGCGCUAGUUAUUGACGAAGCGCUGGAAAGGACGGGAUCUGGAAGAUUCAAUAUUUGUAUAAUUCUAUUUUCUGGGAUGGUGCUUAUAAAUGUUGUGCUCGAAGCAAUUGGUAUUAGUUUCGCACUGCCGGUUUUAGAGUGCGAUUUGAAUUUGUCACACCAAGAGGCGGGCGUAUUGGGGGCUGUGUCCUUUGCCGGCGUCAUAGCGAGUUCACACUUUUGGGGAUUUUUAGCCGAUACAACGGGUCGCAAGCGUAUAAUACAACCGGCUCUUUUACUUGGAUAUAUUGCCACCAUAUGCUCAAGUCUGUCUCCUAAUUUUAUAACAUUCGCCAUUUUGCGAUUUUUAAAUGGAAUAUUAGUUUCGGCUGGUUCGGCAACAAUAUUUGCUUACGUCGGCGAGUUUCACUGCCAUAAACACCGUAAUCGCGCAAUACUUGGUAGUGCUUUAAUAAGUGCGACUGCCGCUAUAUUCUUUCCCAUCAUCGCAUUUGUUUUCAUCAACCAAGACUGGGAGUUUUACGUACCAUACAUCAAUAUAACUUUCAAACCAUGGCGUUCCUACAUACUCGCCUGUGGUUUACCAGGCUUUCUGUGUGGUUUAGUAAUGUUCUUUUUGCCGGAGAGUCCAAAGUAUUUGCUUUCAUCGGGAAGAGCAGAUAAAGCCGUGGAGGUGCUAGAGCGAAUAUACCGAAUAAAUUCGAAAAAUAACGCUACAGCGCCCAUUUUUCAAGACAUUUCCUUGCUACCAGAUGCCGAUACACCGAUUGUGAAAAAACAGGAAGUCGAAAAGGUAAAUGUAAUAGUGUCCAUAAUGAAAUCGAUGUGGAAACAAACAGCGCCACUUUUUAUGAGAGAACACAUACGAAAAACACUCCUAUCUAGUAUCAUAUUGUACAUCUUAUUUUUUAAUGCCCAUGGCGUAUAUAUCUGGUUCCCGUACAUCGUUAACCUUACAAUAAAAUACACAGAGAAAACUUCGGAACCGGAAAGCCUUUGUAACAUUAUCGAAAUCGCACAAUCGGGAAAUCUUACAGUCGCAAAUGACAAUGUGGAUAGCUGUGUUACGCACUUGGAACUUUCGACAUAUAAACACACUUUAUUUCUGGAAUUCAUUUAUGUAUCGCUACUGUUAAUAGUUAUGUAUGCCAUCAGCAAAUUUGGUCGAAGGCCCAUUCUUUUUGCGAUUCUCUUUGUAAGUGGAGCUUGUGGCGUUGUGGCUUUCUCUAUCAAAUUGCCUCUUCUGGCUAUAUACCUCUUUGUGGUUAACCUUUGCUGUGGCCUGGGCACUACAGUGGUCAAUGCAAUUGUAGUGGAAAUAUUUCCAACGAAUUUAAGAGCUAUGGCGGUUUGCAUUUCUCUCAUGAUUGGUCGUAUUGGCAGCGUCUCUGGAUCUAGUAUUUUGGGUGCACUCAUCAAGACACAUUGUGAAUUAGCUCUCUUCAGCCCAUCAGUGGCGCUUAUAAUUGCGGGCGUUUUGGGCUUGUUUGUACCAAAAGCAAACGUGUCAACAAAAGCAAAAGAUGACGCAGAAAAUAGCGCGUAGUCAAAGCCUGGCAGGGGUUAAUACCAAAAUACGUACAUACA
Molecule: messenger RNA, 1616 nt
Organism: Rhagoletis zephyria (snowberry fruit fly)
Lineage: Eukaryota; Metazoa; Arthropoda; Insecta; Diptera; Tephritidae
Product: synaptic vesicle glycoprotein 2B-like
Biological process (GO): transmembrane transport
Cellular component (GO): membrane
Molecular function (GO): transmembrane transporter activity
Source: RefSeq, a predicted model, not a curated record